GAAGCGUAUCUCCUUCUUCCGUUUGGUCCUCAUAUCAAUCACUGAUCGAAGGAGCAUCACCCCACAAAAUCUCGGUUUUUCGCCAACGUCCACCAUUGGCAGAAGGCCUCAUCCUAACGCCAUCUCGUUCGCAGCCACCCAAUCCCAAACCACACCAAUAAGCCUCCUACGAGAUAUCGAACACAGAUAAUACAUGCAAAUUUAUCAAGGAAUGGCCCAUAGAUGAUUGAUGCAAAAAGCAGACUAGACAAGCCAACGCCAUACUACUUGGCAAUGGUAAACCUGAUCGUAUAAUGUGCAGGUCGACAAGGAGUCUGGCUUCAGUAGCCAACGAACAGCCAGUUCAAUAAUUAUUCCCGUGUGUACCGCUCUUCUCUCUCGAAUAGGUCUCAUUACUUGAGAAAUAACCAGUGCGUAGGUGUUGAUAUCCUAAUUUACGCCAAACUGUCGAGUAUUCAGUGUUUUUUGUGCUAUGAUCAAAGCGACCUGUGACCAGUAUGCCUUUUUAACGCAUAUACUGCCAGCCAGUCAUGUAGUGAAGUGUUUUUCAUUGCCGCUACAACAUUCUUGGAUUCACGUCGAAAGGAGUUUUUAAAAUGAAAAGGAACUACUUUUUGUGGUUGCUUAUCUUUUUGGCCGUACCCCAGAGGAGCAAUUCCUCAAUCUCUUCAUCGUCAACCAUGCCCAAAGAAGUCUUAGCUGAGGUGGAGACCAACCUAAGGACCCUAUUUGGUUUUAAAGGUCGACCCAAAGUGGACAGAUCAAAGUUGAUCAUUCCACAAGCUUUGAUCGACAUGUACGAAGAACAAAGUGGAUCAAAGUUGGACAUCACGUCCAUCAACAGACCUGGUCUCUUCACUCAGACAGCAAACACAAUACGGAGCUAUACUCAUAUCGAAAGUCCAAUGGACGAGAAAUUCAGCUACCACAAGUGCAGGCUGAAGUUCGACCUUGGCAACGUCCCUCCAAAAGAAGCACUCAAGGCCGCCGAGGUCAUAAUAAACAGAGAACCCUUCAAAGGUCCUCGCGAAAAAGACAAGUCCUACUACCAAAGGAUCUUGGUAAGCGACAUCCUACAGCCAGGCGUCAAGGGCAAACAAGAAGCCAUAACCAGACUUAUGGACUCCAAGCUCGUGGACAUCAGAGGAAACCAGACCAUAAGCAUAGAUGUCCUGCCAGCUGUGCAGAGGUGGCUGAAGAAUCCAAAGAACAACUACGGAAUUCUCAUCACAGUCAAGGCAGUCACCAAAGGAAAGAAGCACGCACCAAAAGAACAUCUGAGGCUGAAGAGAGACACCAGGAGCGAUUGGCUGCACAAGCAACCCUUGCUCUUCGUUUACACAGAUGAUGGUAGGAGCAUCCAUAGAAAAGGGGAAGAAAUCGUGCGAAACCGUAAGAAGAGGUCGAUGAGAAAUGGUAGGAGAAACGACAAGCGAGAACCUUGCAGGAGACAUGCCAUGAGGGUGGACUUCACCCACGUGGGGUGGAACGACUGGAUUGUGGCCCCCGCGUUCUACGAAGCGUUCCAUUGCAAGGGAGAGUGUAAUUUUCCAUUUCCCGAUCACUUGAACGCCACCAAUCAUGCCAUAGUUCAAUCGUUGAUCAAUUCGGUCAAUCCAACAAAAGUACCCAAGCCCUGCUGCAUUCCUACGCAGCUGAGCUCAAUAUCCAUGUUGUACGUGGAUGAUGAGCAGAAAGUCACCCUUAAAAACUACAGGGACAUGGUUGUGAAGGGUUGUGGGUGCCGGUAGUGGUCCGUUCUUAUGUCGUUAUAUUCGAGUCUGGUUUUGACCUUGAGGAACAUAUCGUGUGUCGAAAGGGAAGGUUUUUUUUGAAAAACUGAAGUUGAAAGUACAAGUAGAUGCUACUGAUCGAAUCUCAUUCGGGACUAUUUAUUUUAAAUUUAUAUAUUUCUUUUGAAUAAGAAGAAGGUGAAAAAACUAUAUUCUUCUUAUAAUUAAAUGACUUUAAAUUGAAUUACAUGAUUUUCACUCGUAUAUAGUUCCGAAUAGAAUGAAAUAAAAAAAAGCAACAACAAAACUUAAAAUUAGAUAAUAUGAUAAAUAGGCAAAAACAAAGGAAAACAAUUAAUGAAAGAAUAAACACACCAGCAGAACAAUUUAACUUUAUUCAGGUGGAAAUUUAGUGAUACGUUUUUAUGUUUGAACAAACUAAAUAUCUUGAAAAGCUUCAAUAGAUGUGGUUUCGGAGGUACUUUGAAUUGAAAUCCCUUUGGGUAUUAGGCACUUGAAGAGUUUUCUUCUAGUGUUUGUUAGAAAAUGUUUAUUAUACAAAUUUUAAUUUAUUCCAUAACUUAACAGAAUUCAAUGUUUCUAUACAAAUGUUAGUAUAAGAAGAAAAUUAUACGGUUUUACCCAAAAAAAGUUUUCAGUGUUUUCGUUGAUGACAAAGUUUCACUACAUUUUUCCGAAGAAAACCACAAAAUUUGACUACGAUGUGGAUAUUCAAGAGAAAAUUUUCGAUGAGAGUAGAACGACAAGUAGAAUUUUAACCGAAUCUGUGAUCCAAAGACUCGAGGCUUCUAGAAGUGUGUACAUUCUAUGUACCCAGUGUAAAACGGGUUGAACUAUGGUCAUUCCCUUUCAUCUGUGAUUAUUAAUGUAAAGUAAGGUUAGAGUAUACCUACAUGCAGGUCUUUGAUAGGUAUUAAACAAUCCAAAAAAUUUGAUAAUUCACCAUGCAUUGUUGAUAUUAAAUUCUUAUAGUCAAUGAUGAAUUGCAUUUGUAUCUAUAUAUUAACAUAUUGAAUUUUAUUUUUUCCAUAACCUCUCAUUGACUGUUCGAAUUAGAUAUUCUUUUAUAUAAUGUUUACCCAUGUUCUGCUAUGUUGACAAAUAAUCAUUUCUACUGAGGGUAUCGAGUCUAUUUAAAUCAGUCAAUUGUAAUAUAUUAGUACCUGGCUAAGGAUAUUUAUUUACUUUUAUGUGCAUAUUGUACAGAAAUUAGAUGUAAAUUUUAGAACAUAUUUUAUUGUAAGAAGAUUAAUGUAAGAUUUUGUACAGACUGUAUAUAUUAAAAUAUUUUGUUCACAUGUUUA
Molecule: messenger RNA, 3058 nt
Organism: Harmonia axyridis
Lineage: Eukaryota; Metazoa; Arthropoda; Insecta; Coleoptera; Coccinellidae
Gene: dpp
Product: protein decapentaplegic
Exons: 3
Coding region: 597-1751 (384 amino acids)
Biological process (GO): SMAD protein signal transduction; BMP signaling pathway
Cellular component (GO): extracellular region
Molecular function (GO): cytokine activity; growth factor activity
Source: RefSeq, a predicted model, not a curated record